Diospyros lotus (date-plum) is the source of this 2068-nucleotide messenger RNA. RefSeq lists its product as uncharacterized. NCBI's taxonomy places the organism in Eukaryota, Viridiplantae, Streptophyta, Magnoliopsida, Ericales, Ebenaceae. The record is from RefSeq and is a predicted model, not a curated record. The transcript has 8 exons. The coding region runs from base 279 to 1460 and encodes 393 amino acids.
CACUCGACGCGACGCGGGCAUACAGGGGGGAAGGGGGUGGGUGGGGCCCACGCCCCCCUGUCUACUGCAUCUUCGGGGGAAAGUAAAGCCGGGGAGCCCAAACCGUCAUAAAUAACUUCCGAUUCUUCCAGACGACACCGACUGACUUCCGGGCGGACUGGAAUGCAUCACCGACAUUGACAGACAAGGGAAAGGAAUAAAGCGGCAACUGCAGAAGCCAAGGCGGACUGCUCGUGCUUGUUGCAUCCUAGGCUCUGGAAGGCGCUAUAUAUUUGGCGAUGGACAAAAGGAAUUACGCGAUUUGGUUAAUCUUGUUGGUGGUUAUGGCGACAGGCAUGACUAGGGCUGAAUCUGUAAACAAGUCGGCUUCCGAAGGACUAUUUUGGUCAACCGCAAAAGAGGAGGCAGAUCUGCUGCGGAAGGCCGAUCCGGAGGAAUCCCCGCCUCUGUUGAACGAAAGGGACGAGUACGACGGCGGUUUUUCUUCGCUCGAUGGGAUGUUGCAGUGGGCAAUAGGCCAUUCUGAUCCAGAGAAGUUGAAGGCAACAGCAAAAGAUGUCCAACACUUAUCUCCAGAUGAGCUGAAGAAACGUCAAAUAGAAGUAAAGGAGCUGAUGGAGAAAUUGAAAAUGCCAUCAGAUGCACAGUUGAUGCAAAUUGCAAUAGAUGACUUGAAUAAUCAAUCUCUGCCUGUGGAAGAUCGUCAUCGUGCUUUAAAGGAGCUUCUGAUCCUUGUUGAGCCAAUAGAUAAUGCCAAUGAUCUGCACAAACUUGGAGGCCUCUCCAUAAUUAUAAGAGAACUUGAUAAUACUGACCCAGAGACAAGGACAACUUCUGCAUGGAUUCUUGGCAAAGCCAGUCAGAAUAAUCCUGUUGUUCAGAAGCAGGUCCUGGAACUUGGAGGGCUACCAAAACUAAUGAAGAUGGUGAAAUCAAGUUUUGUCGAAGAAGCCAUAAAAGCUAUGUAUGCUGUCUCAGCCUUGAUCGGGAACAAUUCAGACGGCCAGGAAUUGUUCUAUGCAGAAGCUGGAGAUUUGAUUCUUCAGGAAUUACUGAGCGAUUCAAGUGCUGAUAUUAGACUCCGCAGGAAAUCAGUCUUCCUUGUGGCUGCUCUGGUGGAGUGUCAGUUGGAAACUAGGAGUAAAGCAGAGCUACCUUUUUUCAGUAAUCGUUUAUUCUUAAAGUCAGUGGUUGAUUUAACAGCAUCAACUGAUCUGGAUCUCCAGGAGAAGGCCCUUGUUGCAAUUAAGAAUCUCUUAAAACUCAACACAACUGAAGCUCUAGUUUUCAGAGACUUCUGUGGAUUAGACGGAGCAUUGAAAAGGAUGAGACAGCAGUUGCAACAGUUAAUGGCAGAUGAAAAUUGGAGAGAUUUUGCAAUGGAUUUGGAUACCCUUCGCAGGGAAGUGGAGCUGAUUUUCCAUGGAAAGCUGGAUAAGGUAACCCAGGUUCCAACUUGAUCAAUGGAUGAAUUGCAUUGACAACAGACGCCAGCUGUGUCAAUUUGAAGCUUAUGUUACGUGCAUCUAUACACAGUCGAUUCUUGAGUGGAGCCUAAAAAGAUAAGACAAAGGACUACAUAUUUUACUUUGGAGCCUGGAUUGUAACUUUGCAGAACUUUGGCAGAGAGGGGAACAGGCUUGAAAAUUUAGGUACUGGCAGACAAAUCAAACGCAGCCAGCUGGAAGGAUCUUAUGCAUAUAGAUAAUUGAGGUAUAAUAUUUAGUUUUUAAACAAAGGAAGGGCACUCUUAAAUUAUGUUUGGUACAUAUUGGGUUAUCUUUUUAGUAUGCCACAACUAGAAUUCCAGCUAGGGUUGUCAACUUUAGGAUGGGUUGAUAGGUGAUAGGCUGUUAAUGAGCGGUUAUCGUCUGUCUUUGAACCCUCAUGUUUAUGGGAUCUUCCGACUUCUCCAAAAUGUGAUACAUCUGGGCUAAUGCUAGUUCUGCAGCUGAAAAAUAUUGUGGAAUUAGGUGUUGUGAGAUUUUGAGUCUAAAGAUGUCAACAUUCACAAUUACUGAUUUGAGACUUUUACUUGGAAUGUGAAGGAUGUGAGUCUUUGUCAUCA